AUGGAAGGAUUGUCCAAAGGCUGCGAAGCCUAUCGAGGGGCUCUCCUGUUAAGGAAUGAGAAGGAAGGGAAGGGAGCAGCAACAGUUACCGUCUGUGGCCACGGUAACUUUGACGUCACCCAUGCCUUGUCCUGCAGUACUGGGGGAUUCCCCAGUAUUCGACACAAUGAAAUUCGAGACCUCACGGCUGAUGUUCUGCGUCAGGUCACGCAUGGUGUGUGCACAGAACCGAUGCUGCAGCCAGUCACCGGAGAGAAAUUCCGGCUUCUGUCCACAACGACCGCUGAUCAGGCUCGUCUUGAUGUUGCCGCCAACGGAAUCUGGGGUGGCCGAUUUGAGCGCACCUUUCUUGAUAUAAGGGUUUUCAACCCCUACGCUGCCUCAAAUCGCGCUGCCUCAGUUUCCUCAGUGUAUGCACGUCAUGAAAAGGAGAAACGCCGGAGAUAUGAGCAGCGUCUGCUUGAGGUUGACCGCGCCACGUUCGUGCCAGUAGUGCUGUCAGCCACUGGUGGCACUAGCAAGUGUGCAUCGGCCCUGUUCAAGCGUCUUGCCAGCAUGCUAUCUGACAAGCUGAAGGAGCCGUACUCCGUGACGAUGGCAUGGCUUCGCUGCAAGCUAAGCUUUGCAUUAGUCCGAGCUAGCGUGAUGUGCCUUCGUGGGGCAAGAUCAUCCGCACACCGUGUCACCAGGGACCCCGCGUCUGUAGUGGUAGCCGAGGCACGUGUUUCCUUGCAGGACUGUUGAACUAAAGUCAGACAUGUACAUUUUUGUCUAGAGGUCUAGUCAUGUACUUGUCAUGAUUCUUUUCUAUUUUUAUUCUUUUUACCAGGCGUGGGCCAUCCCCUGGAUUAUCAAAAUGGGUGCCUUAUUAUUUUCUUUUUUUCUUUUUCUUUUUCUGUUUAUUCUUUUUACCAG
This is a messenger RNA of Sycon ciliatum, 915 nucleotides long. RefSeq lists its product as uncharacterized. NCBI's taxonomy places the organism in Eukaryota, Metazoa, Porifera, Calcarea, Leucosolenida, Sycettidae. The record is from RefSeq and is a predicted model, not a curated record. The transcript has 2 exons. Bases 1 to 744 code for a protein of 247 amino acids.